Molecule: messenger RNA, 1929 nt
Organism: Microthlaspi erraticum
Lineage: Eukaryota; Viridiplantae; Streptophyta; Magnoliopsida; Brassicales; Brassicaceae
Source: the annotation of a GenBank genome assembly
AUGCAUGAGGUUGGAUUACCGGUGGAUCUCAAUUUCUUCACUCAGCUCAUCUUAACGCUCUUCUUCCUCUCCCUCGGUCUCCUCUACUUUGUCAAACGAACGGCCGCCAAGUACUUCGAGCUCGGCUCCUCCGGUGGUUUCGACACCAACCACCGCCGAGAUUUCAUGGUUCCCGAGACUGCCACCGAAUGCGCUGUCUGUGGGAAGCUCUCCACCAAGAAGUGCUCUCGUUGCAAAUCCGUUCGAUACUGCUCUGCGGAGUGCCAAAAGUCAGACUGGAGCUCGGGACAUAACCGGAAAUGCAAGUUGUUUCGGGUUACCGACUCAUCACCUGUGGGGAAAGACAAGCUCAAUUUCAAAUCUUCUCUGUUUGGGAACAGAUCUGCUUCUAAGCUUGCAUUGGCUCCUCAGCUGAGCCAAAGCAAGGCUAGCCUCAAACCAGGAGAUGUUCUUUUCCCAUAUGAACAAUUUGUUAAAUAUUUUUACUGGGACGAACCAAAAUUGGCUCCUUGUGGGCUCACCAAUUGUGGAAACAGUUGUUUCGCUAAUGUGGUUCUACAAUGCCUCUCCUGGACACGCCCUCUCGUUGCAUACCUACUGGAGAGAGGCCACAAGAGAGAAUGUAGGCGCAAUGAUUGGUGCUUUUUCUGUGAGUUCGAGACUCAUCUUGAGAGAGCAAACCAAAGCCGGUUUCCUUUUUCACCGAUGAAUAUUAUUUCUCGGUUGCCUAAUAUUGGUGGAAAUCUCGGGUAUGGGAGACAGGAGGAUGCUCAUGAGUUGAUGAGGUUUGUAAUUGACAUGAUGCAAUCUGUUUGCCUGGACGAAUUUGGUGGAGAAAAAGUGGUGCCUCCUCGUGUCCAAGAAACAACACUUAUUCAAUAUAUAUUUGGCGGUCUCCUUCAGUCACAGGUCCAGUGUACUGUUUGCAGUAAUGUUUCUGACCAAUAUGAAAAUAUGAUGGAUCUAACUGUUGAGAUCCACGGGGAUGCGGUAUCAUUGGAGGAGUGUCUCGAUCAGUUCACCGCUAAAGAGUGGCUUCAGGGAGAUAACUUAUACAAAUGUGAUAGAUGUAAUGACUAUGUGAAGGCAUGUAAGCGCCUUUCAGUUCGUUGUGCUCCAAAUAUUCUUACUAUUACUUUAAAGAGAUUCCAGGGCGGGAGAUUCGGUAAACUGAACAAAAGGAUUAGUUUUCCGGAGACAUUUGACCUUGGCCCUUACAUGACCAGUGGAGGAGAAGGAUCAGAUGUAUACAAACUCUACGCUGUGAUUGUCCAUUUAGAUAUGUUGAAUGCCUCAUUUUUCGGCCAUUACAUAUGCUAUGUUAAGGACUUCCGUGGAAACUGGUAUCGAAUAGACGACUCUGAGGUGGAAAACGUUGAACUAGAAGAUGUCCUUUCUCAACGAGCAUACAUGCUCCUCUACAGCAGGGUUCAGACCAGACCACCAAGUCUUCGAUGCGAAGAAGUUCAAGAUGAGAAGAAAACAGAUGCACUGAACACAGAAUCUAGCCAAAAUGGCUCUGUUGAGAGUUCUGUGGUGGAAGCAAAUGACACCAGUGUGUCCUCCUCGCUGUGUAACGGCACCAUCUCACAUUCAGAAGAUCCGGAAUGCGUGAAAGAGUCAUCAUCAUCAUCAUCCUCACCUUUGGCAGUUUCCGUAGCUGUUUCUGAAAAUGGAAAGGAAGUUGCUGAAAGGGUUAUUGAUACAGUAGACUCUGAGUCAACUUCUUCUGUGGACAUGGAACGUGAGUCUGGGCCGGAUCAUCAAGAAGAAGCAGCAACAAACGGGAAAGAAGAUCCAAUUGUUGAAAAUGUAGCUGUUGAUUCUUCUUCUCCGGAAGUUACUAGUUUGCCUCCAUCUGCUGCUACAGAGUCCAAAACGCCGGAGAAAGAAGAUUCAGUCACCGAGAUGAUUGAUGCUGCUCAAUGA